CUGACUGGCACACAUCUCUACGGUUGCCCAGACGGUAACUACUCUGAUCUCUGCUGUCAGAUAAGAAGGAGUGCUGACUGUGGACUGACUGGCACACAUCUGUACGGUUGCCCAGACUGUAACUACUCUGAUCUCUGCUGUCAGAUAAGAAGGAGAUUGAGUGGCCCUCAUUCGUUCACCUGCCUUCAGUGUAACUACUUGGAUCUCUGCUCACCUGCUAUCAAGCAUCUAUACGACAAGACUCAUAACAUCUGAACAGAACAUCUGUCCACUAUGAACCCUCAACUAACAGUGAACAAGCAGAGAACGAUCUGCUCUCAGCUGGGAAGGGUCAAACUGCAGCUGCUGUACAAGGCCAGCGUCCAUGGAUACACCAGUGCAGCCUUCCACCAACGAUGUGACAGCCGCUGUCCCACUGUGUCUGUGGGCUAUAACACCUCUGGCUUUGUGUUUGGAGGAUACACCCAACAACCUUUUUCUCAGUCUGGACAGUAUGUCCAAGAUGACAAGGCCUUUCUUUUCACGUUUAAAGGAGAAAAUCUCCACAAAUAUCCAGUCAGUAACUCUUCAUAUGCAGUGAGAAUGAUGAAUAACUCUGGUCCUUACUUUGGGGAUGCAUUGGCUCUAGCCAAUCUAAACAAUCCUAUAGUUUAUAGCAGUCCAGGAAAGUAUUACAACUUUGACGCUGCAGAAAUGCACGGAAAUGACCUCGUCCUGAAUGAGUGUGAAGUCUACCAGGUGGAGGAUGCCACUGAACUUGAGAGACCAUGGAGGACUAUAAUCUGGGAAUCUGAGAAGAGGACAGAGCUGAUGGAGAGCAUUAAAACCUACAAACCCGCGGACAGCUCCGUGUCCCAGGUUAAAGUUUUGCUCGUUGGACCAAUUGGAGCUGGAAAGUCCAGCUUCUUUAACUCUGUCAACUCUGUAUUCAGAGGACAUGUCACCAGCCAGGCCAUGUCUGGCAGCUCUGCCACCAGCCUCACCACACAGUUUCGUGCCUAUCCUCUGAAAGAUGGGCGGGACGGCAAACGUCUGCCAAUCAUAAUAUGUGAUACCAUGGGGCUGGAGGAAAGCACAGGAGCAGGCCUUGAUAUAAAUGACAUCAGCAGUAUUGUUGAAGGUCAUCUGCCAGACCGUUAUCAGUUCAACCCCUCUGCUGCGCUGCAUUCAGAGGCCUAUGGCUAUAUCAAGUCUCCAGAGCUCAAGGACAAGAUCCACUGUGUAGUCUACGUACUGGAUACCUGCAAGAUCUCCAUCAUGCCUGAAAAGCUGGAGGAGAAGCUGGAGGCAAUUCGCAAAAAGGUCAACUCAAUGGGGAUUCCUCAGCUGGUCCUGCUCACUAAAGCAGACGAAGCCUGCCCUUUGGUGAAACAGGACCUGAGAAACAUUUAUACCAGUAUCUACAUCAAGGACAUGGCGGACAAGGUCAGUGCUCGGCUCGGCGUGCCUCUGUCCUGUUUUGUUGCAGUGAAGAACUACAGUGAAGAAUCGGAGUUGAACUUGAACAGUGACAUCCUGAUCCUCAGCGCCAUCAAUCAGAUGCUUCGCUUCGCGGAUAACUACUUUGAUGACCUUAGCUAAACACUGAGCAAUAUUUAAACUGAAGUUAUAUGAUGAAAUGUUCCUCACAAUCUCCCUCGUUCAUAUCUCAGUGUUUUUAAAGUAAUCAGAGCGACACAAUGUUAUAAUUCUUUUCUUCUGACGUGGAUAUUUGUACGGCUUUUCCUGGGGAGAAAUAUAAUUUUCUGUCACAGGUCUGCGACUUUCCAAAACAUGUAGCUAUGUGUGUGCUGUUACAUUUAAACUGUACACAAGUUCCUUUUUAUCAGAAACACUUCUUGGAGGCUUCCUUGUUUUUAUUCUGCUUUAGUUUGCCUACAUUGCUGCAGUUAUUUGUCUCCUCAGCUCUACAGAAAAAAACAAUAUAUUCAAGUUAGAAAAGAGCUUGGAGUUGACUGGUGGAUGAGGAUCUUGUGAAAGGCGAUUGAUUUUGGAUAUGAAUCUCUUUUCUCUGACCUGCAUCACUAAGUAUAUUUACAUGGACAUGGAUACUUUUAACUCAUUCUGAUAAUAUGAUAAGACUAUUGCUUACAUGGCUGCCGGAUGAACUCAUUAGAUAAUACUGUGGUGUAUACAUUUGUCUCAUUUGUCUGUAUCAAAUCAGUCAGAUAAAUAUUAAUUUUCUGCAAUAAAUUCAGUUUUUGUGCUUA
Molecule: messenger RNA, 2210 nt
Organism: Mugil cephalus (flathead mullet)
Lineage: Eukaryota; Metazoa; Chordata; Actinopteri; Mugiliformes; Mugilidae
Product: interferon-induced protein 44-like
Exons: 10
Coding region: 274-1581 (435 amino acids)
Source: RefSeq, a predicted model, not a curated record